Phyllopteryx taeniolatus (common seadragon) is the source of this 1749-nucleotide messenger RNA. It is a transcript of the gene usp14, whose product is annotated as ubiquitin specific peptidase 14 (tRNA-guanine transglycosylase). The record is from RefSeq and is a predicted model, not a curated record. Gene Ontology annotation, molecular function: proteasome binding; protein binding; cysteine-type deubiquitinase activity. Bases 159 to 1640 code for a protein of 493 amino acids. The transcript has 16 exons. NCBI's taxonomy places the organism in Eukaryota, Metazoa, Chordata, Actinopteri, Syngnathiformes, Syngnathidae. Gene Ontology annotation, biological process: proteasome-mediated ubiquitin-dependent protein catabolic process; protein deubiquitination; regulation of proteasomal protein catabolic process.
AGAGCGCAUCGAUAAGUUCCCAGCGUGUUGUUGCAGCGUCAUUCUAUUUGAAUGAAGUUCACACAGUACUAAACUAGCGGCCAAGUCAACUCAUUCGCGCCCCGGCGGACUGAAAACAGGACAAAAGCAACAGUGCGGGACCUCGCAGCUUGGCAAUUAUGCCGGUGUUUUCAGUCAAUGUGAAAUGGGGCAAAGAGAAGUUUGACGCUGUGGAGCUGAACACCGAGGAGCCUCCCAUGGUGUUCAAGGCUCAGCUUUUUGCCUUGACAGGAGUGCAGCCCGACAGACAGAAGGUGAUGGUGAAGGGAGGCACCCUCAAGGAUGACGAGUGGGGGAACAUCAAACUGAAAAAUGGAAUGACACUGUUGAUGAUGGGAUCAGCGGAGGCUCUGCCCGAGGAGCCUGCUGUCAGACCCAUGUUUGUAGAAGACAUGACUGAUGAGCAGCUGGCCUCAGCUAUGGACGUUCCCUGCGGGCUGACCAAUCUGGGCAACACCUGCUACAUGAACGCCACCGUGCAGUGUCUGCGCUCUGUGCCCGAGCUCAAAACCGCACUCAGAAAGUAUUCGGGUGCGCUGCGAUCUUCAGGGCCCAACGCGUCGUCACAGUACAUAACAGCAGCUCUGCGUGACUUGUACGAGACCAUGGAAAAGACCUCGUCCAGCCUGCCUCCCAUCAUCCUGCUGCAGUUCCUCCACAUGGCCUUCCCACAGUUCGCCGAGAAGGGAGAUCAGGGGCAGUACCUCCAGCAGGAUGCUAACGAAUGCUGGCUGCAGAUGAUGAGAGUUCUUCAGCAGAAGCUGGAGCCACUAGAACCAGUGACUCCAAUGGAGACCGACACUGAGGGCGGCGCUGCUUCUGCAUCCCCAAAGAAAAACUUCAUUGACCAGUAUUUUGGCGUAGAGUUUGAAACUACCAUGAAAUGCACAGAGUCCGAGGAUGAGGAGCCAGUCAAAGGCAAAGAGAGUCAGCUCCAGCUCAGCUGCUUCAUCAAUCAGGAAGUCAAGUAUCUGGCCACGGGACUGAGGCUGAGACUUCAGGAAGAAAUCACCAAAAUGUCAACUAGCUUGGAUAGAAAUGCUCUGUACAUCAAAUCUUCAAAGCUGAGUCGUCUCCCCGCCUACCUGACAGUGCAGAUGGUUCGCUUCUACUACAAGGAGAAAGAGUCUGUGAAUGCCAAAGUGCUGAAGGACGUGAAGUUCCCCCUGAUGCUGGACGUGUAUGAGCUAUGCACGGCCGAGUUGCAGGAGAGCAUGCUGGCCAUCAGGUCAAAGUUCAAGGAGGUGGAUGACAACAAGCUGGAGAAGCAGCAGGAGAAGGUGACAAAGAAAGAAGACUCAGCCAAGGAGGUGAAGUACGAGCCCUUCUCCUUCCCUGAUGACGUGGGCUCCAACAACAGCGGCUACUACGACCUGCAGGCGGUGCUGACGCAUCAAGGCCGCUCCAGUUCGUCGGGGCACUACGUGGGCUGGGUCAAGAGGAAAGAAGACGAGUGGGUGAAGUUCGACGACGACAAGGUGAGCGUGGUGUCGCCGGAGGACAUCCUGCGGCUGUCGGGCGGCGGCGACUGGCACAUUGCGUAUGUUCUACUCUACGGCCCCCGGAGGUUGGAGAUAUUCGAAGAUAAGGAGGAACAGUAGCCCGCUCACCCCGCGUGGGUUGAGGACGCCUUCUCCCAAAUUUGCCAUUUCCCAACAAAAAGAAAAACACACUGUCUGCAUAAGCUGUGCAAUAAAACCGGUGUCUUUA